GUUCCGGCGGCAGCCGCGGCGGCUAAGCACCUCUGGGAAGGGGUAGGCGCGGGGGCGGUAGUUACUUGCUGGAUGCAGGCGCGGGUCAUGUGACCGGAAGGGCUCCUGACGGACGCCGUCCCUCCUCGGCGCGGCCUGAGCGCCCGGCCCGACCCCCGCCAUGGGGUGCUGCUACAGCAGCGAGAACGAGGACUCGGACCAGGACCGAGAGGAGCGGAAGCUGCUGCUGGACCCUAGCAGCCCACCCACCAAAGCCCUCAAUGGAGCCGAGCCCAACUAUCACAGCCUGCCUUCCGCUCGCACCGAUGAGCAGGCACUGCUCUCCUCCAUCCUCGCCAAGACAGCCAGCAACAUCAUCGACGUAUCUGCUGCAGACUCCCAGGGCAUGGAGCAGCACGAGUACAUGGACCGGGCGAGGCAGUACAGCACCCGCCUGGCUGUGCUGAGCAGCAGCCUGACCCAUUGGAAGAAGCUGCCGCCGCUGCCGUCCCUCACCAGCCAGCCUCACCAAGUGCUGGCCAGCGAGCCUGUCCCGUUCGCCGACUUGCAGCAGCUAUCUUGUACAUAGCCAUUAUUGCAGCUAAAACCCUGUGAAACAUGGACUACAUCAAUCAGAAGUGACGCUGUGCAUAAUAAAGGAGGAUCACGGCAAGUGGGUGUGUGCUAUGAGAGAACAAAUGGGAGUUACUGUUGUAGCUGACGGCAACCCAAGUAGUAAGUACCCUAAACCCAAACCCAAGUAGUAUCCAGUACCCUUGAUAACUAUUCAUGUGCUUCCUGAACUUAAAGGUGGCCGCUGCUUGCCUAAGAGAGUCGACCAAAGCCAGAUAAUGGCUCUAGGUUAUGUUGAUGCCAACCUGUGUUCUGUGAAGGCAGACGUACUGAUGUGUUUAUGAGAGCAGAUAACAAAGACAGCAGAACUUCCCUGGGAAGAAGCACAUUCUCUUGAGAAUAUGAUCUUGAUGAGAGCCUCCCUCUGUCCCCUCCUGAAAGGUACUAGCUGCCCAUUUACACACACACUGAAUGAUAAAACAGGAAUGAGCGUGGGCAGUGCUGGGACCUGUAAUAAGUGUGGGUGAUAAUGGAAUAAAUUUGGAUAUGACUGAAAUGAAUAUAAAAUUUGUCAAUAAAUAUUUAGACUGGAAACAUGCCAGUUUGUUAAUAACAAGACCUUACAUGUUUUACCAGUGAUCAGAACAGGCUUGUGUCCUCAGAGUGGGUUCUGCCUGUUGGCUGGACUCUGUAGCAGCCUGUGUUUUCCUUUCAUUAGUCUCUUCUCUCCAGG
This is a messenger RNA of Lagenorhynchus albirostris (white-beaked dolphin), 1285 nucleotides long. RefSeq names its product late endosomal/lysosomal adaptor, MAPK and MTOR activator 1 (gene LAMTOR1). NCBI's taxonomy places the organism in Eukaryota, Metazoa, Chordata, Mammalia, Artiodactyla, Delphinidae. The record is from RefSeq and is a predicted model, not a curated record. Gene Ontology annotation, cellular component: lysosome; membrane raft; Ragulator complex. Gene Ontology annotation, biological process: lysosome organization; endosomal transport; cellular response to amino acid stimulus. The coding region runs from base 161 to 568 and encodes 135 amino acids. Gene Ontology annotation, molecular function: molecular adaptor activity; guanyl-nucleotide exchange factor activity. The transcript is spliced from 5 exons.